AAAUCAGAUUACGAGGAAUACUUUUAAGUAAGUACAGAGUAAGUGUUCGCUGAGCGCCUCGGAAGCAGAAGUUGAACUGGAGAUUUGUGGGAUGGAUCUGAGCUCCGCUGUUUCACUUCUGCUUUAACGAAGUUAGAUCGAAGAGCAGCCGCUGCUGCGAGUAGAGAGUCACUGAAUGAGCAGGAGGGUUUUUACAGCGUUUUACCUCCGUCGAUAUGUUUGUAUAAUGAGGAAGAAGAGUAUAUCCCUACGGUGAAUAUGGCACUGUCCAGCUGUCCAGCUCCAGUGUUGAUUGGAGACCCCUGCCUCAGCGGCUGGGAGGUGAUUGGCUCCGGGGGGUUUGGACAAAUCUACAAAGCCAGGCAUGAUAAGUGGUGCUGCGAUGUGGCCAUUAAGCUGCUCCAUUAUGACGACGGGAGCAGUUCGUCUUUGCUGCGUGAGAUCGACAUGAUGCGUCUAGGGAGCAGCCCGUAUGUUAUUCAGGUCCUUGGGGUCUUCAAGGGCCGACUGCCGAACUCUGUGUCUUCAGUACAGCUCGGUCUGGUCAUGGAGUACAUGGAGAGAGGAUCACUGGCCGCCCUACAGGACACCUUACGUGGAACGCCACCAUGGCCACUGGUCUUCAGACUGGCUUACCAGGUGGCUCUGGGCAUAAACUUCCUCCACAAUCUCACCCCUGCUAUGCUCCACCUGGACCUGAAGCCCAGCAACGUGCUGUUGGACUCCUAUCUCAAUGCAAAGCUUACAGAUUUUGGCCUUUCCAAGAUUUACCACAGCGUCACCCGAGUUUCCAAGAAGGGCAGCGAAGAGGAAGGAGGGACGAUCAGCUACAUGCCACCGGAGGCUUUUGACAUAGUGUACAAACCUUCGCAAGCCUCUGAUAUCUACAGUUAUGGGAUACUCCUGUGGUCUGUUGUCACAGGGAAACAACCGUAUGCAAAUGCGUUGUCCAGCAUGGUGCGGUUUCGCAUCCCCCAGGGAGACCGUCCAUCGCUGGACGAGAUCAGGUGCCAGGCUGCCGGGCGCGCAGGGCUGACAGGACUGAUGGAGCUCAUGGAGAAAUGCUGGGAUGCGGUACCCGACAAAAGGCCCUCCUCCUUUGAGUGCACACGUGCUACAGAAGAACUGUUUAAGGUGCACAAACAUGCAGUCCUUGAUGCUGUCCAUCAAGUGCUGAAGAAACUGGAGCAAAAUGAAGAAGAACUCAUAACAACACAGGUUCAGAGGAUUCAUAUCACUCAGCCUUCAGCGUAUCGCAGAGUUGAAGCCGUGAACGUUCGUAAUGAUGUGCCGACAGGACGCCGACCAGUUCAGGAAAUGGCUGGCGGUUGGUCUGCAAAUCAAAGAGACGAUACAGCGAGAGUUAGAGGCAUGCCUCCAUCUCAGCAUGGAAAUGUGUGCCAUGUUGACCAGCCCCGCUCAUCAGUGGACUACAGUAAAAUUAAAUCGUCCUCAGUUCAUCCCAUUGGUUCGUCCCCAUCACCUUCUCUAACUAAGUCGUCGUCUAAAGUCAGAGCAGCCGGGAAUCCCCAGGCGGCUUUUAGGCAAAACAUGUUCCAGCAGUACCAGCGUCAGUUUUCCAGCCCUGACAGUUUCCCCUGCAUUCCUGACUUUGCACGGAGCGUCUUCCUCCACCUCAGCCAUGUAACUGGAUUCCAGAGUGGCUCCAACAACACCAUGCACAUCUACUCCUCAGACCUGUCAGAGAGGAAACGGCACCCAACAGCCCCAUCUAGUGUCAACCUCCCGCCACCACAUGCAGGAAAGAGAAAGGAGAAGACAGGAGGAGAUGGCUGAGUUCGCGAGGAGCUGUUUGAUUCUGAGUUCUCUAAUUUUCUAGUACAGUUCUCUAUGUUUGGUUUGUCCUCUGUUGCACAACAGGAAGGUGUUUUGUAAGAGAGGCUCUCUGAAUUCUCCUAUGAAUGUUUUGGGGUUUAUUUUUUUCCGGUGUUUGCUUUUCUUAUCUGAACAGGAUUCAGAUAGGGUUAGCUAGGGAAAGAGUUUGUUUGCAUGCUGUCUUUAUUUAUUCUGCUUCAUUUGUUUGAAAUUUUUUAUACCAAUGAAGAGCACCUCACACCUCCUGUUUUGCCCUGUCAGCAGUUUAAAUAUGAGCCAAGUCUGAUCAUAUGGCUUUGCUUUUUUUCACCAGCUGUAGUCAGCAAAUAUUUACAGUCGCAGUGCCAACUCACCAUCAGGUGCCGAAAACCGCCUUAACAAACUAGUUUUAUGGUUUUGCUUUAAAUGCCAGAUGCACAUGUGAGGAGAAAUGGAUAUUUUGAAACUCUUCGGUAAGUUCAUUGCUUUCCUAAUGCUGGAAUCUCCACCCCUUUGAUAUGUCAUGAACUUUAAAAAUAAUCAUUGUUGUGAUCCAGGCCUGGCUGCCUUUAUCUGCACGGAAGUGUUGAAUCGGAUCAUCUACAUCUACUUUGUACAUAUGUGUUUUUUGGAAAUUUAGUCUUUCAUGGCUACACUUCAAUGUUCAGGCCAAAGGAGCUUCUUUAUCAUUUUUCUAUAAUUUUUAAAUGAUUUUUUAAAAAAUGCAUAAAUUGACGCACAGGACAUCCAGUAUUUUGAGGCAGAUGAAAUGAUGCUGUUGGGAUGCUGGACUUGAAUACUUCACUCAGUAGAAGCAUGAUGUAGCUUCAAUGAAGUUUACAAUAUUGAAAACAAAACAAAACAUUGCUUUAUCUUAAAGUAUAACUCUGGGGUUACGCUGUACCAAAACAACAAAGAACUGAUCAUCUGCUCAUGAAUGUAAGAAAAAUACACAGUAUCACCAGACUUGUCCUUGAACUCUUAAGGGACUUAAGUGGAAAUGAAAGGGAAACAUUAAGAACCUGCUGAUUGCUUUAGUGUUAUAAGAAAAGUACACUUUGCUGUGAUUCUGAUAACUUAAUAAAUUCUACAUUUGUA
Messenger RNA from Toxotes jaculatrix (banded archerfish), 2913 nucleotides. RefSeq names its product receptor-interacting serine-threonine kinase 3 (gene ripk3). Gene Ontology annotation, molecular function: ATP binding; JUN kinase kinase kinase activity. Gene Ontology annotation, biological process: protein phosphorylation. Bases 259 to 1797 code for a protein of 512 amino acids. Lineage: Eukaryota; Metazoa; Chordata; Actinopteri; Toxotidae. The transcript has 13 exons. The record is from RefSeq and is a predicted model, not a curated record.